Messenger RNA from Symbiodinium necroappetens, 4401 nucleotides. NCBI's taxonomy places the organism in Eukaryota, Dinophyceae, Suessiales, Symbiodiniaceae. The record is from the annotation of a GenBank genome assembly.
AUGGGAACCGGCUCUGUCACCUUCAAGCAAGCUUUGACUGCUCUGGUGCAAAGCGCGAACGAGGAGUUGAGGAAGCAGGGUCAAGGUUCAGAUCCUUUGGAAGUGCCUGCCGCGAUCACAGUCGCUGCUUGCGACUACGACAAGCAUGCGCAGGAAGUGCUGGCUUCACUGCCGGAGGUUUUCCGCCCUGAACACAUUCAUGGCGAUCUGAAUGAGAGGCUCGCGGAAAAGUGCUUGAAGCAAUUGGAUGAAGCUCGCGAGACGACGUUUUUUGAGCUUCAAACGGUGCUGAGUGAAGAGGGGGCUGAGACCGCAGAGGACCGCAAACGCAUUGAGGCCACAUAUGGCAUGCGCCUCCUGGACCGCUACAUGAAGAUCUUGGAGAACAAGAGCUUUUGGAAGACUGACAGCGGCGCCGGCGCCGCUGUCCCGGCCAAGGCGGCCGAGAAGAAGAGCAAGGCCCAGGCCCAGGCCCAGGCUGCCCAGGCCCAUGGAUGCACGAGCGAUGACAUUGACAUGCCGCCCAGCACGACAGCAGCAGCCGACUCCAAGCCGCAACCGCGGGUGGUGAAAGUUGCUGUGGGUGGUUCUGUUUGCGUGGACCACUCACCCUUUGGCGCCGACAUUAUAUUGCACGAGAACAGCAGCAGAUUCUUGGACUGGAUUUUCCCUUUGUACCUUCCAGAGUACAAGUGGUAUACGGUGCAGCUGCCAAUCACCGGUACUUCAGAUCUUCGGAAUGUGAUGCUGUCUCCGUGGCAUUUUGGCUGGCCAGAGAGAAGGCCCAGGCUCUACACGGUUGGCGUCCGACAACAAGGCCCUUUUUCUCUGCAGAGCCACCCUUGCACAGCACUCGCUGGCGCUGGCAAGGCCGACGGCUGGAACUUCGAGAACCCUCUCAACAAGGUGAUCGACCUCUGGUCGACCCCGAAUUUUGAGGCGUCAGAGUUCUUCGCAGCAGACGAGGACGGACUGACUGACGCCCGUGUCCCCAGCCCCGCGUGUCCUCCGCAGCCGCCGCAGGAACAGGUGGAAGCAGAACGCCGAACUGCCAGCCGAAAGACAUGCAGAGAUCGCCGUUCCAGCUUUGAAAUGCUGCUUACAGGUGCAAAGCCUACGUAUUUGCGGCGAUUCAAGGAGUUGGAGAAGGUCAAGAAGUUGCACUCCAAAGGCUAUACAGUGAUUGCAAAUUUGGCACAGAAUCCGGACAAACGCCCGGAGCAUUUGAUUGCCAUGGGGGUGCCGGUUUAUGCAGACCUCGCCGGUUUGCCUCUGCAGCCUCACUUUGAGAUGACGCUUGGCGCCGAGGCGCUCUGGCUCGUUUUAUCAGGCCUGCAGGCCGGCAAGCUGCCAACCUGCGUAGCGGGUCAGUGGAUAAAAGUCGUUGGUCCGGAGUCCGAGUCCGGGGUUGAGGGAGCUUACCCCGACGGCUCCGACUCCGAUCCGAAGCUGCAGCGAUUCGAGACAACAUGCAGUGUUCCCGCGUGUCCGACGGUGGUCAUUCGACGUCCGAGUGACAAGCUGAUGGCGAUGGAGAAGGAGCAGCCGGAGGCAUUUCUGGAGCUGCUGGAAGAUUUCAGUACGAAGCUCCUGGCUUUAAUUACUUGGGCUCUUGGAUUGCAUUACUUGGAUUUGUGGAGCGCGAAGCUGGGCAUGGCGGCUGAUUUCGCGAAGGCAGAUCAGCAGCAGCAGCCGCAGCAGCAGGACAACCCCUUCGGCGAGGCGUUGGACAAGUUUGCCGGGUUUGCCGAGCCGGUGACGGCGUUGAAGACUCAGGUUGAGGAGCGUACCCCCGACGGUUCCGAUCCGAAGCUGCAGCGAUUCGAGACAACGUCGUUGAUCUUGUGCGAGCGGCAUUCGUCGGGCAGAGCGGCCAUGCUGAAGCAGGAGAAGCUGGUGGCGAUGGAAAAGGACGAACCGGAGGCGUUCAUGGAGCUGCUGGAAGACUUCUGCACGUCGCCGAACCCGGGCCGCGGGAAAGCCCGGGCAGUCUACGACUUCUCGAAAGUCAAGAGCCGCAUCGCCGUGGGAAACAGGUUGGAGGACUCAGCCAUCAGGAAGCCUUUCACCCAGGACGAGUACAUCUUGUGGUUUACUGAGAAGUGCCCCCGAUACCUACGACUGUCAGAAGAGGCCGCGGAGGCCCGAUGGAAGAAGGACUUGCGCGAUCCGACGGUCCGGAGGGACCAGGUGAAGGCGAAUAACAAGGAUGGCUCCGAUGCUGGGUUGGAAGAGGCCGUGCAUCAGGAGGAGGAAGUGUCUAGAAAGCAACCUACCGAGAAGCAAGAAGCGGAGCUGGAUGGAGUGAGGAAGCAACUGCUGGAAGACUUCGACUUGGAGGAUGAUGGUGGCGUGCCUUUGACGUCGCGUCGUUCAACCUCGGCCUCAGCCGCCUCUGGUGGCAGUAACUCUGCCACCCCUUCGGGCAGCGGCAGGAAUGUCAGCAGCGGCGCCAACUCCAAGCCAGGGAAUGCUUUGAUCCCGAUCCCGUUGGACAAGAAGGAGCAGGCGUUGUUGAAGCUGAUGCCUGCAGCAUGUGCUACUCGCCUCCGCUCGCAGACCGUGAAGGAGUUCACGAGCACAGAGGCAAUGCUCGUCAAGGCUCUGAACGUAGCAGCAUCGGUGGAGAAGCAGGCCAACGAAAUUUACAUUGGAACACAAGACGCACAAGGUGACCCCACGUUUUUGCAUCUGGAUCCAUCCCUGCAGCUGCUGCGAUCGCGGGUGGCCAUAGCCAAGCAGAUGCGAACGGAUGAUCCUUUUCUUAACAGUGAGAAAACCCAGGACAUCAAGCGCCAGCUGAUGCAAGCUUUGAUGGAGGACCCCUUCUUUCGGGAGUCAGAGGAGCCAAAGGUUUCUGAGGAGAUCUGCUUGACGUUCGGGCAGCUCAAAUACUUCCGCGAGGUGAAGAGCAAGCUUUUGUCCAGCACAGCGGCCGUUAUUGAAAAGUUCGGCCAGCACCGAUCAGCUUUGCUGCUCAUGACGGCUGUCGCGAAAAGCAUCAUAUGUGAAGCAGAUUCGUGGCGUGCCACUGUGGCAGCAGAAAGCAAAGCCGUUGAAGAGGAACGCAGGGCCAAGGAGAAGGAAGAUAAAAAACGCAAAACCGAGGAGGACAAACGGGCGAAGAGGGAGCGUGGCUGGGCUGCGUUGGGUGAGUUGCGCAACGCCGCAGAAAAGUUGCGGAAAAAGGAGGAGGACAAGGCAAACAAAGCCAAAGGCGGCGGUCGCGGCGGUCCUGACGAGGAAGCCGAUGCUGAUGCUGAGGGGAGAAAGGCAAAAAAACGACGGGGCCCCAAAAUGGAUCGGAUCACAGACGAAGACCCGCAGAUCUUGCAGACCGGGAGGAAUAUUAAGGAGAUGGAUGUUUCUGAGUCCGUCGAUGAUUUGUGCACGGCCAUGUCUUUGAAUGAGCCCUUUGCCUGCCGUCUCAAGAAAGGGCCCAUCGCCAAAGUCUUGAGAAACGCAACAGCGCACGAUGGCUCAAGUGCUGCACCCCCGAAAGAGACCGUGACAGGGUUCACGAAGGUGGUCACCACUGCAGCCUUGAAGCAUUUCAAGCUUCAAGGCAUCGUCCAAUGGUUCUCUGCGCAGAACGGGGCGGACCUCGAAGCAAUGCGCAGCCUCAGACAUCUCUACAGCAUUCCAGGCGACACCAUGUACGUGCCGCCUGGCAGUAUCAUCGUCGAGAAGGCGAUGGGCAGCACGUUCACGGUGAAAGCUCACACGUGUAUUGUGGAUCUGCACACCCGUGGGUGUCUGGAAGAGCUGAUCACGACCUUCCCGGAGCUGCUAAUCUGCAGGAAUUCCGUCCUUCGCCACCUCCUGAAUGCCCUUGCUGAGCUCAAGCUGCCCUCUCCGCAUAUGCAUACAAAUGGUGAUGAUGAUGCACAGGCAAAGGCAAAGGCUGGCGAUGCCCAGGGUCAGGGUCGUGAGGACGCGGUGCCCGCCGAAGAGUCACAGGACCCAACCGAGCCGGAUCACGAGAAGCAGCAGGAAGCGGCGGAGAAGGAGUCGAGCGAGGUUCCAAAGGAGCUCGAGCACGAGAAUCACGAGGAACACCCGAAGCCGACCGAGGACCCAACCGAGCAGCCGGAUCACAAGAAGCAUCAGGAAGCGGCGGAGAAGGAGUCGAGCGAGGUUGCAAAUCCAACCGAGCAGCAGCCCGAGCACGAGAAGCAGCUGCAGCCGGGGUCGACCGAGUCAGCCUACAGCCCGCCGAAGUCAUGUAGGACAGGGCCUCACGCUCGCACCAGUCCCAGCUGCCCUGCCCAGGCCCAGGCUGCCCCUGUUGGGGUUGAUAUUCAGACCGUCGAGGAGCCACCCGUGACAGAGCCAGAGGCGCUUGGUGGUCGCAGUGGUGAUUUAGGGAAUUUAGGGUUCGCAUGGCAAUCUUUCGUUUAG